GCGAGAGGGCGCCAACCGACGUGGGUGUGAGGAGGGGGGAGAGAGGGAGGGACGGCCGCCUCGGGGAGGGGGAGAAUGUGUAAAGCGAAAGGGGAAAUGAAACCGCUGAGAGAGAGAGACAGGUGAGGGAGCCGAGAGGCCGGCGGGAGGGUGGCCAUUGAUGGACAAAGAGCCGCCGCCGUCCGCUGCCGCCGCCGCCGCCGCCGAGAGCAGCGCAAAGAAGCCCGACGCCGCCAUUAUUACCGCCGCCUCCUCGGCCUCGGCCGCCACCGCCGCCGCCAUCAUCGUCACCGCCACCGCCCCCUCAGCCGCCGCUGUCUCCUCCUCCUCCUACUCCUCCUCGGCCGGUCAUAAAAAUGGCCAGAAAGCGCAGAAGCCGCCGGGCAGACAGGCCCGGACAUCAAAAGCACUGAAGACCUUGCAGUUUGCUAAUCCGGGCCGUCAAAUAAUCGAGUUCACACCAGACACCAGGAUGGGGGAGGCCUUUCCAGAGGCUCGAACUUCAAAAGCAUUGAAGUCCUUGCAGUUUGCUAAUCCUGGCCGUCAAAUAAUCGAGUUCACACCAGAAACGAGUCGAAGAGAGAAACGGAAGCUGCAGACAAAACAGCCACAUCAAUCCAUUGCAGACAGGCAAACAAUGCCCCCGAAAAGCAAAGUUUAUGAUGCUCAAGGUCUCCUGAUUUUCAGUGGGCUGGAUCUGUGUGACUGCCUGGAUGAAGACUGCUUAGGUUGCUUCUACCCAUGCCCUCGCUGUGCUUCUCAGAAAUGUGGAGUUGAAUGUCGUUGUGACCGCAAAUGGUUGUAUGAGCAGAUUGAAAUCGAAGGUGGUGAAAUAAUUCGCAAUAAAAAUGUAAGCUAAGUUGUUGCAGGCUGGCUAUUUUAAGUCCUGUUGCUCGGUGGUUAGAGCACUCAUCUCGCAAGCGAGAGACCUGGGUUUGAUUC
Molecule: messenger RNA, 942 nt
Organism: Callorhinchus milii (elephant shark)
Lineage: Eukaryota; Metazoa; Chordata; Chondrichthyes; Chimaeriformes; Callorhinchidae
Product: ARL14 effector protein
Exons: 4
Coding region: 161-859 (232 amino acids)
Cellular component (GO): intracellular membrane-bounded organelle
Source: RefSeq, a predicted model, not a curated record